UGGUGGCGGGUGAGCGAUGAGGGUGAUGGCGAGGGUGAAGGGUGAGGAGAGGGUGCGGAGAGGAGAGAAUGUGAUAUAGGGGGAGAGAGAGAGUCAUAAUCACCAAAGUCAUCACUACCACCAUCAUCAUCAUUAUUACCAACGGCAUCACCAUCAUCAUUACUAUCAACACCACCAAAACCAUCAUAAUCACCAUCACCAACAUCAUCGUCACUAUCAUCAUCAUCACCCCAUCAGCAUCACUAUCAUCCUCACAGUGAAAACCACCAUCACCAUCAUUCCCACCGUCACCCUUAUCACGACCAUUACCACCAUAUCCCUCCUCCUCCCGAUUUGAGGGAGUGCAUGGUUGAUUGGGUGAGAUGGUGAGUAGACUUGGGAGAUGGUUGGUGGGUGAGUGAGUGCAUGGGUGAGUGGAUUGGUGGAGUGUUUGAGUUAGUGAGAGGGCGAGUGGGUAAAUGAUUGAGUGCGUGAUUGAGUAGAUUAGUGAGUGAACGAUUGAGUGCAUGGAUGAGUGAGAUGGUGGGUGAGUGGCUGAGUGGGUCAGUGGUUAAGUUAGUGAGUGAGAGGAUAGGUGAGUGGGUAAAUGAUUGAGUGAGUGAGUUCAAGUGUAUCGCAUAUGUAACCGGGUGUGGAACUCGGGAGAUCAGGACAGGAGUCUCAUUGGUAAGAGUGACCUGGGGCUGGGGGGGAUCUCUAAAAUAACAAAAACGACAAAGUAAGCACAGGGAAGAAUAACGGAGCAAAGAGAAAUUGUCAGAAAAAAACAACAACAACCACCGUGUUACAGACGGAACCGGAAAAAAACAGCGCCCCGAACAAACUCCCAAUACUGCAAGGGGGGAGACAGCGUCUGUAUACCCAUCUCACCCUCGUGUCCACGUGUUGGGGGGCUAUCUCGUCUACCCAGGGCCACCCGUCGCGGCGUCCCACACGACGUAACGACGACUUCUAUAAACAACACCGGCAGCCCACUCCUCCCGGUCCACCCCACCAUGGUUCCUGGGUUUGUCGUCACGGAAGCGGACCGGUAGCCGCUGCAAGCUGCGCGGAGCGUAAUAUGUUCAAAGCGGCUAACCAGCCGGAUCAUCCGGGCAGCUGCAUUCUGCACUAACUGGAGCCUUUGCACUAGUCCAAGUGGAAGCUCUGCACAGAGGGCGUUCCAAUAAUCUAGGCGUGUUGAGACAAAGGCAUGGACUAAUGAUUACAGGUCUGGGGCAGAGAGGAGCAUGCACAACCCUCUACUCUGAACGCAAUGACAGAGCCAGGUUUUUCAGGUAGGGGGGCAACCCCUCCAGCAAUGAAAAAUGAUAGUAGUUGCUAGUAAGUAAGGACUUGUCCCUUGCUUUUUAUUCGACGCGUGUGCGGCGAUGGCGCAGCCAUCGAUCGUGGGUCGAAUUCGAACCGUGUGUGAUCGGCAUCGCGCUCGCUGAAGGUGAAUGCCUUCAGGGAAGUCGUGUACUGUAUACGCAACUGCGCACAAUUCUGAGUCACUUAUAACUGCUUUAACGUUACUUAUUACCAAUUAUGGACUAAGACUAUUGUCCUGUCAUCUCACAGUGGCAGUGGGGGUCGCAAAAAGCCGAUUUAUUACUACUAAUAAACCCCAAUGAUCCGAUCUAAAUUAGGAUUUCUAUCGGAUCAUUGUGGGGGCACGUGCCACCCCACCCCCCCACUGGCUCCGCCAGUGUCUGAACGUAGCUAUGAGCUGUGAGCGCACGGUCAAGCUCUGAUCGAACAGAACACCGAGGUUGUGUACUUUGGACACACGGAGAGGGCGAGCUCUCCUAAUCAGUGGAUGAUCGAUGUGGCCCUGCCACGCUCUCAGACGCUGCUUUGAGCCAACUAUCUUGUACUCUGUCUUGCCCAGGUUUAAAUGCAGCCAGUUUUGUUUCAGACAAGCAUUCUUAAAGGGCAGGAAUUUUGGCGUCUGGAUCACUCGAACAUUGCAAAUAAUUUCUUUAGAACUGAUGGUUCUGUUUCGUUUGUUGUCAUCACCCCGCACCUCCGAUUAGCACGGUUGGCUAUGUACGGUGCGAAAUAAGUUCAACAUACAUACAUAGAAUUUGAAUCAGCAUCUUUAAACUCGAGGAAUCCAAUGAUUUAUUAAGAUAUUUUUCAAAGAUGUCCAGUAGGGGUGGGUCAGAAAGUUAUAAUAACAAACAGUCCAAACAACGGAUAGGGGUGUAAAAUAUAGGAAAGGUGUGCAAAUCACUGAAACUAGAUAAAUACUCAUUAAACUAAGUUUAUAACUACAAAUUGCAAUCGUAUUAUACUUCCUACCGAUUUUCAAAACUAAAUUCAAGCGUGAGCAAGGCAGUAAGAACAGUCCCAGAUCACACCAAGACAACACGGCAGUCCCUGGAUACAACUGCACAUGAAUAUUGAACUAUCGGUACAUGGGUAUGGAUCAACGUUCCAAUCACAUUUGCAAAUGAGGCUUUGUACAGCAUGAAUCUUCUGCUUCAGAACAUUUAUUGAAGGAAGAUGUAUGAUGUUAAGGGAGGAAACAAGGUUGUUCCAAAACGUUGGUGCUGCAAUGGCAAAGGCUUUGUCACCCAUUCCAAUUCUCAUUGUUGGCAUACUUCACAGGCAAUUAGAUGUACGUCUUAGGUUUCUUUUUAUUGACAGUAGGGUUUAUGAUUUAGCUAAUUAAAGCACAUAUUUGCAAAUAAGGUUUUUUUAAUCGUUUUGCAUCAAGUGAUAUGAGAUUGUAUUUAAUGUCGAGGUCACAUUAGUGGGUGCUGUAUGGUAGAUCCAAUACAAAUCGAAGAUCCGAAUGAUAAAUGGGGUUUAAUCUGUUAAGUGUUAGAUUAGUAGCUGAUUUGUACGCAGCGUCACAGUAGCUGUGAUGCCGCCGCCACAAAGCCGUUCAGCAGGCGCCCCAUCUACGACCUCGCCACCACCAAGCGGCUGAGCCAACCCCGCGUCCCCCUCACCUCACCUCACAUAAACACAGCCGCACGCAUUUCCCCCUCCCAUAGAGCUCCGAGGGGAGGUCACCUCGCCGACCGGUUUUUAUCCGAGAAGCCCUUAUCGGGAUUAACUUUCACGGUUUCCGGCGACAAGGGAAUUGGACGACCUCCCCCGACGCUACUUCGCACCGCGGCACUGCGACCGGCCUUAAGAUUGUAUGGUCGCGGCGAAGGGCAUUCGGCCACCGCGGUUGAAACGCAUCCCCCACACACACCCCCACGGGUCGACGAGACAGGCAGAGGAGGGACGGGGCGGCAUAGUUUAGCGUGCCAAAGCAGGCUCGAGUGCGUAGGUGCCAUUGUUGGGGAAAUUAAAGGAUAAAGCUGGAAUUGCAAAUAAUCAAAGAGGCGACUCAGGCGCAUAGUGCGCAAUUGAUGGGGCAAGUGGUGGAGACAUGCGGAGGCUCCGCGCUUAACUUCCACAGCAGGCCGUUGUGAUGGACGCCGCUGCAUAAUGUGCAUAACCAAGGCACCAUGCAUGAGAAAGGGAUUAAUUAGAAUAAACGCCGCAACACGCAGCACAUAUGAUUAGCAUAGCAAAGGCGCCCGGAACCGCCGCACGCGCCCUAACGGGCGUGCGCCCAUUGUUAAAGAAAAACUGGGAGGGGACGACCACAGGCGGAGCAGCAUCCCUUUGAUGUAGGGACGAUAAAAAGGGGGCGAAAACGGGGAGAUCUCUCUCUUACUCCAGCAUCAGGCCACGAGACGCUCUCCAGCCCAGCGACCCGGACGUCCAUGCGACGCAUCGAGGUACGCUACGACCACGGGAUCAACGGACCGCCGUGGGCACUUAACCGUGAGUAAAAAGGUGAAUUAGGAUCAUAAGCAGAUAAAUCGGGAAUAGGCAUAAAGGUAUCAGCGUAGGCCAGCCUCGUCGAUUCAUACUGACUCAACAACAAGUCCCAGGUAGCAGACAAUAAAUCAUUAAUAGCUGAUCGUGGCCUCGUGUGAUCUCGCUGAGAAGUGUGAACGCGUGUGGUGCUGUUUAUACAGCGGCUCGCCACGUGGGAGCGCUGCGCAGAGCGGCGCAAGAGUGGGUGUCGCGUGUGGAGCUGCGUGGGUGCGCGAACGUUCACUACGUAAAGGAUACAGGUGCGCGAUUGGUAACGUGGUUAUUCGGCGUGGAGGUGAGUACUGCUCAGGGCUGUAGACGGGCAUACGUAUAUUCGUAGCGAGUGAGUGCUGCGCGAAGCUGCGUGAGGGGGAGUAUGGGGUUUGAUUGAUGAUGCUGUGCGUACACAUGCUCGCAGCGUGGGAGCGUUGCGCGAGGUUGUAACAGUAGGGGCGUCACGUUCGAAUGCCGGCGAAACCCUAGCGGGUAUUAGGGCAGUGCGGUAACGCAACCGGAAUAGGGGAUGCAGGCGGGGGCGACCCCGGGGGCCAACGGCCCUCACAUAGCCACCAUGCCUUGUGUAACGCCCUUUGUUAUUUUUAAAUUUAUGGACGAGAUUUUAUGACGAUGUACCGUUUAGAUAAAGGUCUGAGAUGUAUCUAUGAAACCAUUUAAUCGUACUGUCUGACAAUUCUAGUUGACUGCGUCUUGUGAGUAGAAUACCAUGGUCCAGAGUUUCAAAACGCUUUAGACGAGGCAAGAAAUAGUCCACAGCAGUAGCGGCCUUCAUGCAGGUUACUGAAAAACAUUUUAAUAGAUCCAUAAAAGCUGUGGUGGCGCAGUAAUCCUCAUGGAAAGCAGACUGUUUACUGUAUGGGAGAUGGUGAGUUUUAGGUAUCCGUCUCUUCGUGAUUAAAGUAAAAAAAAAUUAGUAACUGUUGAAAGAAUAUAGAUUGGUCUAUAAUCAAUCUUACAACGUCCGCCCUAACUAAAAUGCCCACAUUCAGUGAAGCAGUAGCUGUGCAGGGUGCAAGGGUCACAUUAUAAAGGUGUUCAUAAACCUUACCUUAUGGCAUGCAGUCCCGUAUUCUUAGUCUUGCAAACAGCCUAUUAUCUCCGAAGAAUAAUAAAGCAUUUCCAGACUUUUAAAAGAUUGCACUUUAUUCGUGCCGAGUAACCUAUUUUUGCGUACAAAAAUGCAACUGGCUGUUUCUUAAAACGUUCACAUAACAUCCUACUUUUUCACAUAUCCACCAAUGAUUCAGACCCAAGUGAGUCAGACACGUGACGGUAUACCACAAACAUUUCAAUAAAAAUCCUCAUUCUGUCCCAACUUUGUGUUGCCGUUCCAAUCCUUAAGCGGAGAGGUAAUUCCUCAAAUGAUUACCCGUACCACACGACCGUUCUAUUUCUAUACCCUGAAACGUAGUCAAAUAAUCCCCACAACCCGCACAGCGUGCAGCGGCCUUCAUCCCGCAGUGGAUUAACAAAAGGGCUGUACACGGACAGCAUAUUGCAUUGUGGUUAGGAUACGGAAUCAAGAAUUCACGAACGUGUGUUCAACUUGUUUCGCAACGUACAUUGCCAACUGUCCAAAUCGGUACGAAUUGUUUUCUGUGAAAAAAAACACAACUUGACGUAAGUUAAGUUACGUCGACACCAGAGCAAUCAUUUGCAUGCAACUUGGCAACUUGGGUGUAUGCAACGGAAUCGCUUCUACAUGGACGUAUCUGCAACAUUUUGCUCACAGUGUAACGAGACUACUUUCAAGCAUCUCCUUAGAGAUUCAUAUCAACGUAUCGCAUCAUCACACGCUGCACAGUUCUGAAUUGCGAUAAAGAGUUACAAUCCAGAUGCAGGCGAGGAGUCGUAGUAACCAGAACAGGGGGCAGACAUGUUAGUCACUGAGACUUGUCUUAUGUUGUGCAACUACUCGCACAGAUUUUGGCAAAAGAAACUGCAGGUUACGAGAUCGCACAAUUUCUAGUGAUUUGGUUGCGCAACUCAUCUCUUAUUUUGAUUAAGAAAAUGUGAGACAAUCAGUUUUGUCAUUUUCCAAAUUGUAUCAUUCAAUCCGUGUUCAUAAUCAUCAGCAUCGUCCUUACCACUGAAACAUGUAGGAUCAGUAACACGUUACCUUGAUGAUACAAUACCACGGUAGAAGCAGUAAAUGCUUAUACAGUAUGUGGUUAAUUUAAGCGACAGCUGAUUGUGGUGUACCUCGAGACAUCUGUCACUUCUACCUUACAGUACAUCCCCUGCUCAAAGGAGACAAACUUAACGCAUGAUUCAUGAAUGCACGAAACAAUAACGCUGCCAUGCGCCCACAUACAGCAGGAUGGAUACGAUAUGGAGGUGUCAAGAGGGAAAUACUCCACAUAUUCAAGGGCUUCUCAAUCAAAAUUGAUAGUUUGGGGAUGUUUGGCUGUUCCAAUCACGGUUCUUAUCUUAAUGACAUUUAUAUAGCACAUUUACGAAGGCGCUUUACAGCAAUUAUAAAAUUGUAUACAGCAUGAUAAAUGAAAUGAAGAAUUGGGUUAUUUAAGGGGCCGUUGUUAUUUCUAGAACGCAGGCUAUCCCAUGCUUGUGGAACAACGACUUUUGGAAUAAAAUGCCCUCAAAAAUUGACGCAGUAGAUGUGUAAUGGAUGCCGUCGGGGCAGCGGAUAUUUUUUUAUGGAUCCUGUUGCAAGGGAGGCGAGUGCAAUGUCGCCAUUCAGGCAUUGGUGAGGGAGUCAGUAGAGAUCACCGCUGGGCAUAGAGAUGUUGGUUCCCUUGCGGUACCGGAAGCAGUUGCAUUCGGCCGACCCAGAUGCGGCAAUUCUCCUGAAACCAUCCAACAGUGUGACACACGAGCUUAUGCUGUCUCAUUAAUCUCCCCCCGCCCCCCACUUUGUGCAAGAGCGCAAAAGUGUGGUCACCACAUCUACGCCUCUAAAUAAGGAGCUAAACAGUUAGACUUCUCUACAAAUCUGGCUGUCGCCUGAUGAAGCUAGUUGUAAUUACGGACGAAACGUCGUACUCAGAUUGUAGAUGUUGUGGCUUGGCUCUCCAACACACAGGUGUGCUGGACUAGUGACGAAUUGGCAUGUUCUGUUGACGUGACAACACUUACUAGUUGGCUGUGUCGGGUGGUGGCGGGUUUUAACUACACAUUUAUAUAUCUACACGAUCUUAAACACAAGUACUGUGUGGUUAAUGAAGACAUUAUUCCUUCCAAAAGUAUUUGUUUGGUGAUUGAACAUCUUAACACAACUGAUUUGUUGCCAGAAAGGGUAACACUUAUUCGUAUAUUUUAAUACUGGCAUGGGAGGUCCCAUGAGGUGUUAAGAUGUUCAUACACAAAAUGGAUGCCUUUUGCAACGAAUAAAGUCUGCAUUAACUACACAAACUUAUUUGGUGUUUGAACAUCUGAAAACAACUCCUGUUUUAUUGCCAGAAAGGGUAAAACCUAUCAUUAUUAUUUUCUCACACUUUGAUACCAGCAAAAAAAGGUCCUAUUUUUUUUUUACGCGCUGAUGUUGAUGUGUUACGGCCAGACUACCCCUGGGGCGCCUGCCCCCCGCCCACGUGAGCGUUUAACGGUGCCGGGUUCAGCAAAGGGCCUCGCCCGGUGGUUUGUGACUCCAUAAACUGGACCCUGAGCCGCAGCCCCAUGACCGAGUUAUACACGGCAACUCCCACCGGUGUGUCACAGCUCGACAACUGCAUCGCGACUUUGAGACAGGAAUACAUUAUUUUCAUGAAGUAGUUUAAAGUGUUAAACUUAAAAGAAAUAAAGUGAAGCCGGAAGACGAAGAUAACAACAACAAUCAAUCAAUCUUAAUUUGGAGCUUUCGUGACUGCAGGGAUUACUGUUUGGUUAUUUCGGUAAAGUCAAGUAUGAAGAUAAAAUAAUAAAUUAAAUAAUAGCAUACUACGACGUUUCGAUUGCAACACAAGCAAUCAUAAUCAUGUAUAAAAGAAAUAGCAACAAAAAUCUAAGCAAAAAACUAUAUCUGUCUGCUUAUAUGUCUGUCUAUAGUUUUCUGGUUAGAUUUGUGUUGCUACUGUAUUUCUUUUAUACCUGAUGAUUAUUGCUUGUGUUGCAAUCGAAACGUCGUAGUAUGCUAUUAAUUAAUUCAUUAUUUUAUCUUCAUACGUGACUUUAUCGAAAGAACCAAAGAACAACAACAAUGUCGUGGAGUAGAGCGGCAGGGAGCAACGAGUUUACUAGCAGCGUUCUCCUGACAGUUCAGCUAAGACGAGUUGAGGUGAGGUUAGUUGGUGAGGUGAGUUGUGAUGAGGUGAAUGAGGAUGAGUAUUUGAGACGAGGUGAUCCGAGUCUUCUUUUUUAAGCCACCCCUGGAGUGGAGACGUCUGUACUCACUCACACGUCAACACAUUCCAGAGCACGCCUCGUGAUAUGCCAAUAAAACUGGAAGACUUCCUUCUUCCUUGUCACCUAUUUACGUGGCUUGUUCCUCGGUUAGCAUCUCAGACGCAGCCAGCGACUGCCUGAGAAACAGACAGCGAAUGCAUGAGCUACAGAGACUGCCUGAGAUACAGACAGAGACUGCCUGAGAUACAGACAGAGACUGCCUGAGCUACAGACAGAGACUGCCUGAGAUACAGACAGAGACUGCCUGAGCUACAGACAGAGACUGCCUGAGAUACAGACAGAGACUGCCUGAGCUACAGACAGAGACUGCCUGAGCUACAGACAGAGACUGCCUGAGCUACAGCCAGAGACUGUCUGAGCUACAGACAGAGACUGCCUGAGCUACAGCCAGAGACUGCCUGAGCUACAGACAGAGACUGCCUGAGCUACAGACAGAGACUGCCUGAGCUACAGCCAGAGACUGUCUGAGCUACAGACAGAGACUGCCUGAGCUACAGCCAGAGACUGUCUGAGCUACAGACAGAGACUGCCUGAGCUACAGACAGAGACUGCCUGAGCUACAGCCAUCAACUGCCUGAGCUCCAGCCAGAGACUGCCUGAGCUACAGCCAGCGCCCGUCUCUGAGUGAAGCCAUUGGGCCAUGGCAAGUGCAGUUCCCAGUGGUAGCGAGGUACCAGGGGAGUUGACCUGCCCCAUCUGCCUGGACGCCUUCCGCUGCCCCUGCACGUUCAGCUGCGGCCACUCGUUCUGCCUCAAGUGCGUGGAGGACGCCUGGAAUGCGGCAGAGUCCUUCUCCUGCCCGCAGUGCCGAGUGACCUUCCCUCGGAGGCCCAAGCUGAGCAAGAACGUGACGCUCACCAACCUCAUCGAGCAGCUGCGAGUGGCUGAGCUUAUGGCUGCCGAUUCUGCUGCUUCUGCUGUUUGCUGCGAUCAUUACAGGAAGCCCGCAGUGAAGAUUUGCCUAAAGUGUGAUUCGUCGUUCUGUAUGACCCACGUCGCGCCCCACCGGCAGUUGGAUCAUCGGGAACACGAGCUCGUCACUCUGAAGGUGGAGCACGACAAACGAAAGAAACAAGUGGGAGAGGAGACGCGGGCAGUGGAGGAGAAAAGGAAGGAGGCGGAGGAGUCCGUGAGGCGGAUGGAGGCCGAUCGCAGGGACGUGCAGGGAUCCAUGACAGAUGAAAAGGCCUCAAUCUCGGUCAGAUUCACCCGCGCGAGAGUAGCGUUGGAUGUGGAGGAGAAGGCGGCUUUAGAGCAAGCGGAGCAGAAAGGGCGCGAGCUGCUGUCCCAGAUCGAUAAGAAGAUCGCUCACUACCAGCGCGACAUCAGCGAGCUCCAGACAGCAGCCACUCGCCUGCAGGCCCUAGCGCAGGAGAGGGACUCGCUCGCGUUCCUGCAGGGGCACCUGGAGGAGAUGCGCAGGGCAGGGAGGGUUACAUCAGCUCCACCCUCAGCUCCCUGCCAAGAGGACAUUGCCUCACUUAAAGUCCUGGAGACAACUGCAGUCAAACGCUUGUACGGAUGCUCACCGACUCUGGACACAAACUCAGCUAAUAACAAACUAAAGAUCUCCUCGGAUCUCAGGAGGAUAACGCUGACCGGUGACUCCCAGGGUCGCCCCGACCACCCACAGCGGUUUAAUUACUGGUCACAAGCCCUGUGCUGUGAGAGCUUCUCGUCGGGCCACCACUACUGGGAGGUGGACGUGGGGGACACGCGGCGGUGUCGGGUUGGAGUCGCGUACGGGACGAUCCCACGGAAAGGGGAUCGUGCUGCACAGCAGCUGGGAGAGAGCGACGCGUCCUGGUGUUUAGAGAAAUGUGACGACAACUUCUCAGUGUUUCAUGGUGGAGUGAAGACUGCACUGUCGGUGGGGGGGGCCCCCUCCCUCCGCAGAAUCGGGCUUCACCUGCACUGGGAGGGGGGGCUCCUAGCGUUUUACCGCGCCGACUCCAUGGAGGUGAUCCACGAGGUUCGGCAGAGAUUCUUGCAGCCUCUCUACCCUGCGAUGUGUGUGGGGUAUUGUAAUGAUCGAUUGAAGAUCGUGGAUCGGAGUCAUGCAUCCUGAGGAUUAAGAGAGAUAGAAACCCAAUAAAUGGUUGAGAGGGUGGAUGGUGAGGAGAGGGCGAAGUGAGGGUGAGGGGAAGGUGGAACGGAGGGUGAGGUUAGUUUCAAGUUCAAGUUCAUGUAUUAGGUGUAGCCCUGUGAGCCAUUCGGCUCUUGAAUCGGGUGCAACCGCAACAAACAAAAAAACUAAAACAUGAACAAGAAAACAUCUUAAAGUGAAUAUGUGACUGAGUGCAAACAGAAAUCCGAGAAAAGACAGCAAAACAUUGCAGAAAAAAAUCACCGUACACCAACGCUGUGUGCAAAAAUCCCAGUGGGAUGCAAGUCAAACAACCAACAACAACCACAAGACAACUUAGAUUAAGGCCAUCAGUCUAACUCUGUACUACAACAAACUAACAUGGCUAAACCAAUACACUUUUCGAAAUCACCAAAAUAAAGCCAUGAAAGCAAUGAAACAGUGAUCAUAGGAACUGUGACGGAAUUUUCACAAUAAAUGACAUAAACAACAUGUAACCCAUCAUGGGACCUCCUUUGCCAGUACCAAAAUAUACUAAUAGGGGUUUUUCCCCUUUUUUUCUGGCAACAAAACUGACACCUUUUGCAAGGAAUCAUGCUUACAUU
Messenger RNA from Lethenteron reissneri (Far Eastern brook lamprey), 10878 nucleotides. RefSeq names its product E3 ubiquitin/ISG15 ligase TRIM25-like. Lineage: Eukaryota; Metazoa; Chordata; Hyperoartia; Petromyzontiformes; Petromyzontidae. Gene Ontology annotation, molecular function: protein binding. The record is from RefSeq and is a predicted model, not a curated record.